CACCAGGAGCGGCGGGAGAGCACGCUGCGGCAGGAGGCCGGGCGCCCGGCCGCGGGCGCGCAGGUACCGGGCGGGGGCCUGUCCGCAGGGCGCGGCGGAGCUGCCUCCUUCUAGUCAGAGCCAAGGAAACGACAUUAAAAAGAAGGAAGGCGGGCCUGACAGUGAGGUGAAGAAUCCACCAAAUUUUGUGAAGGAAAGAUUGAAGCUUUUUGAAAUACUGAAGAAAGAUCAUCAGCUCUUACUUGCCAUUUAUGAAAAAAAGGGGAAUACAAGCAAUGUAAUCACAGUAAGAGUGGCUGAUGGGAAAACAGUGGAAGGAGAAGCUUGGAAAACAACACCUUACCAAGUGGCUGCUGAAAUUAGUCAGGAGCUGGCGGAAAGCACAGUGAUAGCCAAAGUGAAUGGGGAGCUGUGGGACCUGGACCGUCCGCUGGAAGGGGACUCCACCCUAGAGCUGCUCAUGUUUGAGGACAAGGAAGCCCAAGCUGUGUACUGGCACUCCAGUGCCCACGUCCUCGGGGAAGCCCUGGAGCUCCACUACGGGGGCCUCCUGUGCUGCGGGCCACCCACCGACUGCGGGUUCUACUACGACAUGUUCCUCGAAGACAGGGCCGUGUCCAGCACAGAGCUGCCAGCACUGGAGAGUGCGUGCAAGGCCAUCAUCAAAGAGCAGCAGCCUUUCGAAAGGUUGGAAGUCAGCAAGGAGGCCCUGCUGGACCUUUUUAAGUACAAUAAAUUUAAAUGCCGCAUCCUGAAGGAGAUUAACAUGCCAACUACCACAGUUUACAGGUGUGGUCCACUAGUUGACCUUUGUAAAGGCCCCCAUGUAAGACACACUGGAAAAAUUAAAGCGAUAAAAAUUUUCAAGAAUUCCUCAACAUAUUGGGAGGAUAACCCUGAAAUGGAAACGCUGCAGAGGGUCUACGGGAUAUCCUUUCCUGAUGACCAGAUGAUGACAGCCUGGGAGAAGCUGCAGGAGGAGGCCAAGACCCAGGAUCACAAGAGGAUUGGGAAGGAACAAGAACUUUUCUUCUUCCAUGAUCUGAGUCCUGGAAGCUGUUUCUUUCUUCCCAGAGGAGCGUUCAUUUAUAAUACACUUAUGGAUUUCAUACGAGAGGAGUACCACCAACGCAGCUUCAUGGAGGUGCUCUCCCCCAACGUGUACAGCAGUAAGCUCUGGGAAACCUCUGGACACUGGCAGCAUUGCAGUGACAACAUGUUCACCUUUGACAUUGACAAGGACACUUUUGCCCUUAAGCCCAUGAAUUGUCCGGGGCACUGUCUGAUGUUUGCCCAUCGUCCACGAUCUUGGAGGGAAAUGCCUAUUAGAUUUGCUGACUUUGGAGCUCUUCAUAGGAAUGAGCCAUCAGGAACUUUGAGUGGCUUGACCUGCGUCAGGCGCUUCCAGCAGGAUGACGCUCACAUCUUCUGCACUGUGGAGCAGAUUGAAGAAGAAAUAAAAGGGUGUUUGCAGUUUUUGCAAUCCGUUUACUCAACAUUUGGCUUCUCCUUUCAAUUAAAUUUGUCAACAAGACCUGAGAACUUUCUAGGGGAGGUUGAGAUAUGGGAUGAAGCUGAAAAGCAACUACAGAAUAGCUUGAUGGAAUUUGGGAAACCAUGGAAGAUGAACCCGGGAAAUGGAGCAUUUUAUGGUCCUAAAAUUGAUAUAAAAAUCAAGGAUGCUAUUGGCAGAUACCAUCAGUGUGCUACAAUUCAGCUGGACUUCCAACUGCCUGUAAGAUUUAAUCUUACAUAUGUUAGUAAGGAUGGGGAUGAUAAGAAGAACCCUGUGAUCAUUCAUCGAGUCAUUUUGGGGUCAGUGGAAAGAAUGAUGGCCAUUCUCUCAGAACACUAUGGAGGAAAAUGGCCUUUCUGGCUGUCUCCUCGUCAGGUAAUGGUCAUCCCUGUGGAGCCAACUUGUGAAAAAUAUGCACUUCAGGUAUCCACUGAAUUUUUUGAAGAAGGAUUCAUGGCUGAUGUUGACUUAGAUCAUAGUUGUACACUAAGUAAGAAAAUACGAAAUGCACAGCUGGAUCAGUAUAAUUUUAUUUUGGUGGUUGGAGAAAAGGAAAAGACAAAUAAUGCCGUAAAUGUUCGAACAAGAGACAACAAAAUUCAUGGAGAGAUUUCAGUAACUUCUGCCAUUGAUAAAUUGAAGAAUCUCAAGAAAUCACGUACCCUGAAUGCUGAGGAAGAAUUCUGAAGUCCUUUCCUUGUGCUCACAUCUGUGUAACCUUGUUCUGAACCCUGAACAUGCAUUUUCCUUAAUUACCAUUCGUACUUCUGAGAACUUGGGACCCACUGUCUGGUCCACUGAUGGGCACAGUGAGAAGUGAGACGGGGAAUGAGUGGCUGAUAUGCACAAAAUCUGAUUCACUAAUGUGUCUGCAGACAAUGAGAGGACAAGUGUGGGAAAUUUUAAAUUUCCCAAAUAUCUUGAGAGACUUCAAUGGGAAAAUGUCGAGCAUCAAAGAGGGAAAUACUAGGAAAUGAGCAUUAUGAGAUGUUAUUGUUAAGAAUUGUGAUUUUCAAAAGAUAAGUUUCAAAUAAAAGUCUUCAAAGCUUUUUGAAUAUGGGGGGAAAUCUUAUUUUCUAAUAACAUUAUGUCUCAGGUAUUUUUUAACUCAAGUUUUACUAAAGUUCACACUGAAACUUUAUUUUUCUUAUUUUUGGCUACACCCCACAGCAUGUGGAACUUCCCUGACCAGGGAUCGAACCCAUGUCCCCUGAAGUAGAAACGUGGAGU
Molecule: messenger RNA, 2746 nt
Organism: Kogia breviceps (pygmy sperm whale)
Lineage: Eukaryota; Metazoa; Chordata; Mammalia; Artiodactyla; Physeteridae
Source: RefSeq, a predicted model, not a curated record